Anolis sagrei ordinatus is the source of this 4108-nucleotide messenger RNA. NCBI's taxonomy places the organism in Eukaryota, Metazoa, Chordata, Lepidosauria, Squamata, Anolidae. The record is from RefSeq and is a predicted model, not a curated record.
GGUGGGAGGGGGAGGAAUGUCUCCUGGAAACAGGCGUUGACGUCUGCGGGGCUUUGAAGCUGAGGCCUUGCCUUGGAGGCUCCUCUCAGGACUUGACAGGCCCUUUCAGUGUUUUCAAUCCUUGCCUUUGGAUACACUCUUCAUCCACUUUGGAGGCACCUGAGAAGCACUGAGCAAAGAUGGAAAGGCAAGAGCCAGCUGGUUCCCAGUUAGAAACAUUUUCUGCUAUUGAGACAGAGAGUGGUGGAGUAUUCUGGGGGGAUCCUUGGAAGCAAAAUCUCGAAAACAGUCUGCUCCAUUCAGAACUUCAGAGCCUACUCUUCCGGUGCUUCCGCUAUGAGGAAGCCGAGGGGCCCCGGGAGGUUUGCAGCCGCCUCCACUUUCUGUGCCGCCUGUGGCUGAAGCCCGAACGACACUCCAAGGCGGAGAUGCUGGAUCUGGUGAUCCUGGAGCAGUUCCUGAGCAUCCUGCCUCCAGAGAUGGAGCGCUGGGUGAGGGAAUGUGGGGCAGAAACCAGUUCCCAGGCAGUGGCCUUGGCUGAAGGAUUCCUUCUGAGUCAGAAAGAGGAGAAGAAGCGGGAGAAGCCCCAGGUGCGGAAUUCGUUUGCAGAUGAGACGAAUGAAGUGAAAAAGUCUCUUUUGGGCACCAUUGGCACUUUCCAGGUUGGAGACAGGGAAUGCACCACAGUUGGCAAUGGAACAUGGUCAAGAGGUAGUAUCCCAUCUUUUCAUGCUUCUUUGCUAAGAAGAGAGUCUGCAAGACCAGAUCAGGUGACUUUUGAAGAUGUGUCUGUGGGUUUCACAGAGGAGGAAUGGGCCCUCUUGGAUCCUGGCCAAAGAGCCUUGCACCAGCAAGUUAUGGAGGAGAAUUUAGGGAUGGUGUCCUCUCUGGAAGCGACACCAUUUACAUGUUGGGAAAAUAGAAAGACUUUCAGUUGGGAGGAAAAGUUCACCUUCCACCAAGCAAUUCACACAGGAGAGAAAUCUUUUGAAUACAUGUCUGGAGGGAGCUUCAUUCCGAAGGAAAACUUUAGUAGUCAGGAAACCUAUCACACUAGGGAAACGCUGUUUAUAUGCUCAGAAUGUGGAAAGACCUUCUCUCAAAACGAAAACUUUAUGUGGAAUCAGGCAACACAAGCAGGCGUGGAAUCAUUCAAAUGCUCUGAGUGUGCAAAAGCUUUCAUUCAGAAGAGAAACCUCACUGCCAAUCAAGCAGUUCCCACAGAGGAUAAACCGUUUAAAUGCUUAGAGUGCGGAAAGAGCUUCCGUCACAAAAGGAAUCUGAUUCCUCAUCAGGAAGCUCAUACAAGAGAAAGACCAUUUCAGUGCUUGGAGUGUGGAAAGACUUUCACUCAGAAGACAGGCCUCACCUAUCACCUAGCGAUUCAUUCUGGAGAGAAGCCAUAUAAAUGCCUGGAGUGUGGAAAGGGCUUCAUUCAGAAGACAGCCCUUACCUAUCAUCAAGCUACUCAUACUGGGGAGAAGCCAUAUAGAUGCUUGGUGUGUGGAAAGUCUUUUAUUCGGAAGGGAAAUCUCACUACUCAUCAAACAAUUCACUCGGGGGAGAAGCCCUAUCAAUGCUUGGUGUGCGGAAAGAGCUUCCGGCAAAAGGGAUGCUUUGCCUCUCACCUGACCAUUCACACAGGGAAGAAGCCCUUUAAAUGCUUGGAGUGUGGAAGCUCCUUUACAGACAAAAGAUGCCUCAUUGCUCAUCAAGCAACACACUCUGGGGAGAAGCCAUUCAAAUGCUUGGAUUGUGGAAAGGGCUUCGCUCGGAAGGCAAACCUCACAGAACAUCAAAGAAUCCACACUGGGGAAACACCAUUUCAAUGCCUGGAGUGUGGAAGAAGUUUCAAACUGAAGAGAACCCUCCAUCUUCAUCAGGAGACACACACGGGGGAAAGAACCUAUUAAGUGCCCGGUGUGCGGAAAGAGCUUUUGCCAGAAGAAACACCUCCCUUCUUUUCCCUCAUCCAAACCAUGAGGAGACUGAACUUCUGCAACAGAGAGAGAUGACUUUAAAAUAGUAUUUCUUUGUUGUGUUUUUUCCAGGAAUGACUGGAAUUAAAAAAAUCUUUCGUUCUGAACAAACUGGCUUUCUUUUGAUGAAAUAUCAAAAAGAGUUACUGAAAAUAAGAGAGAAGGACAAAAAAGAGGUUUCAGGCUGGACAAGAUUCAUGGCCAGGAAUAUGAAGUACGAGGGUUAUCCAGAAAGUAAGGUUGCAAAGUUUUUUAAAAAUACAAAGAAUAUAUUUUAAUAAAACUUGUACAGAUUAUAGCAUAGGUAUUACAUUCUAUUUCCACAUAAUCACCAUUCAGUUCAAUACAUUUUGUCAUCCGUGCAAUGGGUUUUUUGAUUCCUGUGUCAUAGACUCUCCCGUUUCCUUUUUCAGUCAGUUCAUCACUUCGAUUGUCACCUUGGCAUCAUCAGAAAAGUGUUUUCCACCCAGGUAUUCCUUCAAUUUAGUGAAGAGAUAAUAGUCACCGGGUUGUGGACUGGGUUGUGGUGCGUGAACUGGACUGUGGCACAGCUGAUUGGGAGUCAAUUGCAUUAAAAUCACCACUGACUGAAGGGUCAUGAGUUCGAAGCCAGCCUGGGUUGGAAUAAGCUCCCAACCAUUUGUGUAGCUUGCUGUCGACCUUUGCAGCCUCAAAGACAGUUGCAUCUGUCAAGUAGGAAAUUUAGGUACCGCUUUAUACGGGGAGGUUAAUUUAACUAAUUUAUGACUCCAUAAAAAAUCUCCCUCAGUAUGCAAAAGAAUGGGGAAGUGGACGGAAUUUAAUCAUACCCUCAUGAAGCUGGAAAGUUAAAUAGCCUCUGUGUGUCUGUCUAUAUGUGUUGUGUGAAUGUUUGCCAUGUAUGUGUGCAUUGUAAUCUGCCCUGAGUCCCCUGCAGGGUGAGAUGGGUGGAAUAUGAAUACUGUAAAUAAAUAAAUAAAUAGUCACUGGAUGCAAGAUUGGGGCCGUGAGAGGGGUGGCUUCAAAAAUCCCAACCAAAUGAAGUCAACAACUCUUGUGUUGCUUGAGCAGUGUGUGGAUGCACAUUGUCAUGAAGGAGACAGACCCCUACUGUCAGCAUUCCACGUUUGUUUUGGAUGGCUCUUUGAAGUUUCUUCAUGGUCUCACAAUACCUUGCAGCAUUGUUUCACCUCUUUCCAAAAAAUCAACGAGCAGAAUCCCUUUUCUGUCCGAAAACACUCACGCCACAAUUUUUCUUGCAAUGAAUCGCAGCGGCAUUCGAGCCCUUAGCAUUUAGGUAGCGUAUUACAUCGUGAGCUUCGCACUUGGUGUGAAAUUGAAUGAGGACGCUCAUCUCUAACCUUCACCACAAUGCCAGUCGAUGAACUACGGACGACUGGCACUGUUCAUUCGCUUCCACUGGCUUUUGGCUGCAGCGUGAAAAUUCCCCGUGAGAGCUACGUGCCUUGUAACCUUACUUUCUGGAUAACCCUCGUAUAUGUUGGGACGCAACCUUUUCUCUCCACAAUGGAAACCCAAAGCAGGUGUUCUCUUUGCUCUUCUUCAAUGAGCAUGGAAAGAUGUCUGCUGUGGGCUAGUUGGAUAGCUUGGCCCUGCUAACUUUUCUAUUUAGUUAUGUACUUUGAAUAAAGUCUUCUAUAACUUGUCAAGCUUGACUCUGCUCCUGAAUUGCUUAAGCUUAAUCACUCUAUUGCUGGCACCAGAAGCUUCUGAUUUGCCGAACUGCAAUUGCUACAGCUGUUGCUGCUGAUUUACCUUUUUAAAAUGCCUUCUCCUUUUGGAAAAUUUCUCCAACAUCCUAAAGUGGGUGAAAUAUUUAUAUAUCUAAAACAAAUUAUAUAUUUUGUUUGUAACAAAAAUACUUUCAGUUGUUUUUUUGGCAGGAGGAAAAUAUGAUACAGAAAUAACAAAUUUAGCUUGAAGGAGAGAUAAUGGAAAUAUGUUUGAAUGGUUUUAACUGAAUCUUUUAAUACUAUUUACAUUUAAUUCUGCUUUCAUAUUUGUAUAUUUUAAAUGGUGUGCUAAUGUUUUUAUGUUAAGUCGCUCUGAGUCCCCUUCGGGGGAGAUAAAGCAGGGUAUAAAUAAUAUUAUGAUAAUAACAAUAAAUUAUAAAGUGUGCUGAAGCAUUC